AGACAGUGACCAGGAUUGAUUACUUCUGACGGUGUAUGGCGCUGUCGAAGUAAGCCGUUAAGUCACGCGAUAUUUCUGAAGUCUCGCCCAUGCAUUAUACUUCUGGAAACCCCGGCUAGUCUUCCUUUCUCAACAUGGCACCGAAGGUGAAGAAGGAAGCUGUCCCUGCUAAGACUGAGGCCAAGUCAAAGGCUCUGAAGGCCAAAAAGGCUGUGCUCAAAGGCGUUCACAGCCAGAGGAAGAAGAAAAUCAGGACUUCUCCCACCUUCCGUCGUCCUAAAACUCUUCGUCUCCGUAGGCAGCCCAAGUACCCUCGCAAAAGUGCUCCUCGCAGAAACAAGUUGGAUCACUAUGCCAUCAUCAAGUUCCCCUUGACAACAGAGUCCGCAAUGAAGAAGAUUGAGGAUAACAACACACUUGUAUUCAUUGUUGACGUCAAGGCCAACAAACAUCAGAUUAAACACGCUGUUAAGAAGUUGUACGAUAUUGAUGUUGCUAAAGUCAACACGCUCAUCAGGCCGGAUGGUGAAAAGAAGGCAUAUGUUCGCCUUGCACCUGAUUAUGAUGCAUUGGAUGUUGCAAACAAGAAUGUCUGUGAUGUCAUUCAAAGGAACCACUGAUGCCAGAUAAUGGUGCUGUGAUUACUGUCAAACUGCUGUGAAUGUUGAUUGGUUUUUUUUCUUUCUUCCCCCCUUCUCAACAGAUUGGCAUCAUCUAAACUGGCUCUAGAGAUGUGGAAUAAAUAUUUGUACAAACUA
Boleophthalmus pectinirostris (great blue-spotted mudskipper) is the source of this 758-nucleotide messenger RNA. RefSeq names its product ribosomal protein L23a (gene rpl23a). The transcript is spliced from 5 exons. Gene Ontology annotation, biological process: ribosomal large subunit assembly; translation. The coding region runs from base 135 to 620 and encodes 161 amino acids. The record is from RefSeq and is a predicted model, not a curated record. Gene Ontology annotation, molecular function: rRNA binding; structural constituent of ribosome. Lineage: Eukaryota; Metazoa; Chordata; Actinopteri; Gobiiformes; Gobiidae. Gene Ontology annotation, cellular component: cytosolic large ribosomal subunit; ribosome.